This is a messenger RNA of Sclerotinia borealis F-4128, 789 nucleotides long. The record is from the annotation of a GenBank genome assembly. NCBI's taxonomy places the organism in Eukaryota, Fungi, Ascomycota, Leotiomycetes, Helotiales, Sclerotiniaceae.
AUGGCACCCCUAACUCCUCAUUCCGUAGCUCUCAUAACUGCUUCCUCAGAGGGUCUUGGUGCUGCUACAGCUCGACUGUUCGCUUCCCGCGGCAUCCGCGUGAUCAUCAAUUAUUAUUCUAGCGCCGAGAAAGCCAAAAUGCUCGUAGAAGAAUUGGGAAAUAUCGGUUAUAUCAAAGACAAACUAGAUGGUGAUAAAAGGGUGAAAAGAGUUACGACUAUCAGAGCUGAUAUGUCGAAGAAAGAUGAGGUGGAGAGAUUAGUCAAGGAGAGUGUGGAGUGGGGUGGGAGGUUGGAUGUUGUCGUUUCAAACCAUGGAUGGACCCAAAUCCGCAAUUUCCAGGAUCUAGACGAUAAUGUAGUCGAAGAAGAUUGGGAUCGCUGUUUCAAUAUGAAUGUCAAGUCACAUUUAUGGCUUUUCCAUGCCGUGAAGCCGUUUUUAGAAAAGACGGAUGGAAGUUUUAUAUCUACUGCUAGUAUCGCGUCCUGGUGUAAACCGAGCGGAAGUUCUAUGGCAUAUUCAGUAACGAAAGCUGCUCAGAUCCAUCUUAUCAAGACAUUAGCUGUUACUUCAACCAUACGUGUGAAUUCCGUUUCGCCGGGAUUGAUGCUCACCGACUGGGGUCUCCAGUUCCCCGAAUCGAAAGUAGAAGGAGUGAAGAAGAAGAGUCCUCUAGGAAGACUUGCUACUGUUGAGGAGGUUGCUAGACAAAUAUACUGUUUAGCUGAGAGCGAAAGUACCACUGGUACAAAUUCUAUCAUUGAUGGGGGAAUUCAUUUGGGAAAAUAG